AUGGGGCUGGCGGGAAGCUUGUCGGGGGACGGCGGCGUGCUGACGUUCCCGGGAGCCUGGGGCUGGCCGGGCAGGCGGGCUGGCGGCUGGGCGGGUGGCGGCGGCGGCCUCUGGGCAGUAGAGGGGGCUCCGGGGCUGAGUCCUCAUCGACGCCGGCCGCGGAGGCGGCACCAUGGGCACGGGGUAGAGGGGCAACGGCUAUCCCUCGGCGCGGACGUCCCUGAUGUCUGGAGCGACGACGGCCGCUGCCUAACCUGGAAAGCUGCCAGUUCCCUGGCUGGCGACAGAUUGUGCAGGAAUGCGAGGAAUGCACCAGGGGCAGAGUCCUCACGGCCCGCCGCGGCUGCACUAGCGCCUUCCGGGCCCAGUUCUCGCCGCGCAGCCGGAGGUCACCGGAGCAUCUUCGGAGCUGGAGGAAUGCCCGCUCCUGAGCAGGCCUCACUGGUGGAGGAGGGACAAACACAGACCCGCCAGGAAGCUGCCUCCACUGGCCCAGGCAUGGAACCCGAGACCACAGCCACCACUAUUCUAGCUUCCGUGAAGGAGCAGGAGCUUCAGUUUCAGCGCCUCACCCGAGAACUGGAGGUGGAAAGGCAGAUUGUUGCCAGUCAGCUAGAAAGAUGUAGGCUUGGAGCAGAAUCACCAAGCAUCGCCAGCACCAGGUACAGGGCCAAUGGCUCUAUCUUUAUACAUCCUCAAGUAACACUUCUUAUUAAGUUGUUCUCGAU
Molecule: messenger RNA, 728 nt
Organism: Castor canadensis (American beaver)
Lineage: Eukaryota; Metazoa; Chordata; Mammalia; Rodentia; Castoridae
Source: RefSeq, a predicted model, not a curated record